This is a messenger RNA of Protobothrops mucrosquamatus (brown spotted pit viper), 2612 nucleotides long. It is a transcript of the gene EMC2, whose product is annotated as ER membrane protein complex subunit 2. Gene Ontology annotation, biological process: protein folding in endoplasmic reticulum. Lineage: Eukaryota; Metazoa; Chordata; Lepidosauria; Squamata; Viperidae. The record is from RefSeq and is a predicted model, not a curated record. The transcript is spliced from 11 exons. Gene Ontology annotation, molecular function: protein binding. The coding region runs from base 38 to 931 and encodes 297 amino acids. Gene Ontology annotation, cellular component: EMC complex.
AGCCGGUCGCUCGGCGAACGGAGACGGGCCCGGCAAGAUGGCGAAAGUCUCUGAGAUGUACGACGUGACUUGGGAAGAGAUGCGAGACAAAAUGAGAAAAUGGAGAGAAGAGAACUAUCGGAACAGUGAGCAAAUAGUUGAAGUUGGAGAAGAGUUAAUUAACGAAUAUGCAGCUAAGCUUGGUGAUGACAUUUGGAUAAUAUAUGAGCAAGUGAUGAUCGCCGCGUUGGAUUGCAGCCGAGAUGACUUGGCAUCGUAUUGCCUGCAAGAACUAAGACGGCAAUUCCCUGGGAGCCACAGAGUUAAACGGUUAACUGGUAUGAAAUUUGAAGCCAUGGAGAGCUAUGAUGAUGCAAUACAGUUAUAUGACAGAAUUUUACAAGAGGACUCAACAAACACUGCAGCCCGAAAACGUAAGAUUGCCAUUCGGAAAGCCCAGGGGAAAAACGCUGAAGCCAUCCGAGAGUUGAAUGAGUAUUUGGAACAAUUUGUUGGGGACCAGGAAGCCUGGCAUGAGCUCACUGAGCUCUACAUCAAUGAACAUGAUUAUGCAAAGGCUGCCUUUUGCCUGGAGGAACUCAUGAUGACUAAUCCUCACAACCACUUGUAUUGCCAACAGUUUGCAGAGGUUAAAUAUACUCAAGGAGGGCUUGAGAACCUUGAGCUCUCACGAAAAUACUUUGCACAGGCAUUAAAACUGAACAACAGAAACAUGAGAGCAUUGUUUGGUCUUUACAUGUCUGCCAGCCAUAUUGUCUCCAAUUCCAAAGCCAGUGCAAAAGUUAAAAAGGAUAAUAUGAAGUAUGCAAGUUGGGCUGCAAACCAAAUCAAUAGAGCUUACCAGUAUGCUGGCCGUAGUAAGAAAGAGACCAAGUAUUCACUGAAAGCUGUAGAAGACAUGUUGGAGGCCCUACAGAUCACUCAAUCAUAAACCAUAAGAAGGAUCACCGGUGAUAGAUAUUUUCCUCCAGCUCCAUUGCUAAAAUUCUGUCCUCACUGACUUAAAAGUUAAUUUUAAAUGCCUCGUUGUGUUAACAGUGGUUUCAUGUCAGUAAAAGUUGCUACCUUGAAUGAUGUGUUUUAUAAAAAUAUAAGAUUUCUAUUUAUUGCUUCUAUGAUGAAAAGUCACUGCAGUUAGUGAAAAGAGUAAAUUCUAUUGAACAUAAGUCUCUUCAGACCUGGUAGAGUAAAUGUUUAAGCGAUAACUUGAUGUAGAAAUGAUAAAGCAGCAUUACUUCUUGACUUAUGGAAGUGUAAGAGAUUUGGGCAAAAUAGGAGUCGCGUAUCGUACAUAAACUGUUUUAUAGAUCAGACUUAAAAGUUCACCAUAAUGAUCAAAUAAUAUUCCCCUGGGUAUUUUGUAUUGCACAAUAUUAUUAGUAUGACUGCAGCACUGAUUUGUAAAAUAGUAGAGAAGUGGUAAGUGCUAGAGUUUGAGCUUUAUGGGUUGAGUACCACCUGUAAGGGAAGCCUUAUUGUUGAAGUUACUUUCAUGCUGCUGAUUCUAACCUGUACCUGAAAUGGCUCCUCUAUUUAGAUAAAUGAAGACAUUCUUAAAUAUAAUAAUGAUAAUUAAUUAAGCUUGUAUGCCACCCAACUCGUAACAGUCAAAAGAAAUUACAAUAAAACUAAUAAAUGAUAAAAGAUGGCAAGAACAAAAUGGAAUUAAGUCAUGCUGAACCGACUUUAGUAGCAGCUGUAGAAAAGGUAUAUAUCAUUUGCUGAUUUGGAUUCUCUUCAAAAGUGCCGAGUUAUAAAGAUUUUAUUAUGCCCCUAUCUGAAAAUAUAUAGAAAAAUAUACUCAAGGGGAUGGUCAGACAUUGAAUUUCUACCAUGGCCUUACUAAUGGAUUCCCCCUUUACAACAAUUUGUGUUUAUUAUUGAUUGUGUUGCUGGCUUUUCAGUGUAAAAGGCCUUUAGGGAGAAUAAGUAAUGGUUUCUUUUCAUUUGGAACAUUUUAAAAAUAUUUUGAAAAAGCAUUUGUUUCCUUUCAGAUUUUCUGAAUUUGUACAUAUCUUUAAAUAUCUAUGCUUUCUAGGGAGGGAGAAAAAGGAGUUAUAUGCAGCAUUCCGGUGUGGAAAAGUAAUCACUGCCUUAAAUUCAUAACUAUUUAGCUGCAGUAACUACAACACCCUUUUCUUAUAACUGCUUGUUGCAUAGGAAUUUUUGCUCAUUCCUCCACAGCAAACAGCUUUACUUCAUUUUUAAAAAUGCCUUUGUGCUUUCUCCACAUUCUUUGUCCAAAUGCCAAUUUUCAUGCAAUAGGAACUUAGUUCAAAAGAAUGAACAUCUGAGAAUGUGAAAUCUUGUCUCAAAAUUGAGUUAUCUCAAAAUUGAGUUAAUACACAUAAUAAAUUUCAAAAUGAAAUCUGUUGUAGUACAUUACAAACAGCUGCUUUAAUGGAAUAAUCUCAUUGCCUAUCUAAGUUGAUGAUUCACUCAGGUCUUUUCUGUAUAAAUGCAAUGGAAUCCAGUAAAUCUGAAAUGCUGUUUUUGACUGAAUAAAUCCAAGAUGUAUUGAAGUUCUUGAUACUGAUAUUUUGAUACUGAAUACCGUUAGGUGAAAUGGGAAUCUAGGCAAAGUAGGAAUUUCUAAUAAAUUUAUUCCAUUC